This is a messenger RNA of Elgaria multicarinata webbii, 1260 nucleotides long. RefSeq names its product eukaryotic translation initiation factor 3 subunit H (gene EIF3H). Bases 37 to 1080 code for a protein of 347 amino acids. The record is from RefSeq and is a predicted model, not a curated record. Gene Ontology annotation, molecular function: protein binding; metallopeptidase activity; translation initiation factor activity. NCBI's taxonomy places the organism in Eukaryota, Metazoa, Chordata, Lepidosauria, Squamata, Anguidae. The transcript is spliced from 8 exons. Gene Ontology annotation, cellular component: eukaryotic 43S preinitiation complex; cytoplasm; cytosol.
CCUUUCCCGGUCGGUGUGCGCUCCCUCUUUCUAGACAUGGCGUCUCGUAAGGAAGCAGCCAGCAGCGGCAGUUCUUCCGUGGCUACCAGCAAAGCCAAGGCUAAAGCGGCCCCGGGGGACUCCGCGGUGAAGCAAGUGCAGAUCGACGGGCUGGUGGUGUUGAAGAUCAUCAAACAUUAUCAAGAAGAAGGCCAAGGCAAUGAAGUGGUUCAAGGUGUUCUGCUGGGGCUAGUGGUGGAUGACAGGCUUGAAAUCACCAACUGCUUCCCGUUCCCUCAGCAUACAGAGGAUGAUGCUGACUUCGAUGAGGUUCAGUAUCAGAUGGAAAUGAUGCGAAGCCUUCGCCAUGUCAACAUCGAUCAUCUCCACGUUGGCUGGUACCAGUCCACCUACUAUGGCUCUUUUGUUACCCGCGCUCUCCUGGACUCCCAGUUCAGUUACCAGCAUGCGAUUGAGGAAUCUGUCGUCCUCAUUUACGAUCCCAUAAAAACUGCCCAGGGAUAUCUUUCCCUGAAAGCAUACAGACUGACACCAAAAUUGAUGGAGGUUUGCAAAGAGAAAGAUUUCUCUCCAGAAGCGUUGAAAAAAGCAGGCAUUGCCUUUGAAAGCAUGUUUGAAGAAGUACCUAUCAUCAUCAAGAAUGCCUACCUCAUCAACGUUCUUCUUUGGGAGCUAGAAAAGAAGUCGGUGGUAGCAGACAGGCAUGAGCUGCUCAGCCUUGCAAGCAAUAAUCACCUUGGAAAGAGCCUACAGCUGCUGAUGGAUAGAGUGGACGAGAUGAGCCAGGAUAUUGUAAAACACAACACCUAUCUACGCAACACCAGCAAGCAGCAGCAACAGAAGCAUCAGUACCAGCAGAGACGUCAGCAAGAAAACUUGCAGCGUCAAAGUAGAGGAGAGCCACCCCUACCCGAAGAGGACAUGAACAAAUUGUUCAAGCCACUGCAGCCUCCUGCCAGGAUGGAAUCGCUGUUGAUUGCAGGUCAAAUUAACACGUACAGCCAGAACGUCAAGGAGUUCACUGCGCAGAACCUGGGCAAACUCUUCAUGGCUCAGGCACUUCAAGAACCCAACAACUAGGGAGGAAGAUGAAGUCCUUGCAGUCUCUUGCCCAAAGAGGAGAUGCUCAGAAUCUCAGCUCAUUUUUGCUUACGACAUCGUUUUCCAUUGCUCAUUGCAGAAUGAACUGUGAAAUGGACUCAUGUGUUUUAGGUAGAAUUAUCCUAAAGGAAAAAAUAAAAGUAAAAGACCAAUUUAAAA